UGCAUUACAGUAGAACAGGUCGCUGCUCUUUGCCCUUGACUGUGCGUGUCGCAGCAGAGAUCAGCUCCGAUGGAGCGGCCGUGACGAUGUGCUGACGUGGCUCUCAUCAGCAGCACACUGUGGAAACCCGUGGGAGACAGAGAGAGCACGGAGUGAAGAUCUGUCCUGCGGCACUGCAGUCACUCUCAACAGCGGAAUAUCAGUCAUUUAGAGGCUCAAUGAUGGAGGUUCCACGCGUGGGACACAGUGUCAGCAGCCCCACGAGCCCGUGCGAGGACAUGAUGAAGAAUCUCAGUCUGGAAGCCAUUCAGCUUUGUGAGAGAGAAGGAAAUAAGUCCCUGGAUAGUGGCAUUGCCGAGAUGGAGGAUCUUCCUGUUCCCCAGAACAUCAAAAUCAGCAACAUCACAUGCGACUCCUUUAAGAUCUGCUGGGAUAUGGACUCCAGGUCUAAGGAACGGAUCACACACUACUUCAUCGACCUCAACAAGAAAGAAAACAAGAAUGCCAACAAGUUCAAACACAAGGACGUCCCCACUAAAUUGGUAGCGAAAGCAGUCCCUUUGCCCAUGACUGUGCGAGGACACUGGUUCCUGAGUCCACGCACUGAAUACACUGUGGCCGUUCAGACCGCAUCCAAACAGGGUGAUGGCGACUACGCCGUGUCAGAAUGGAGCGAGAUCAUUGAAUUCUGUACAGGCGAUUAUUCCACUGUUCAUCUCACACAGUUGAUGGAGAAAGCAGAGGUCAUCGCUGGCAGAAUGCUACGGUUCUUAGUCUUUUAUCGAAACCAACACAAAGAGUACUUUGACCAUGCAAGGGAGGCCCAAAACAACAAGAUGUUGCUGUCAGUGAAGGACAACAGCGGCAGCCACGGUUCGCCUAUCAGCGGGAAGCUCGAGGGCAUCUUCUUCAGCUGCAACACUGAAUUCAACACGGGCAAACCACCACAGGACUCACCGUAUGGCCGUUACCGCUUCCAGCUACCAGCCGAGGAGCUCUUCAGUCCCAAGACAAACCUGUAUUUUGCCGACUUCUACUGCAUGUACAUGGCCUAUCACUACGUCGUUCUGGUGAUUGCUCCAAAGGGCUCGUCUGGAGAUGAGUUCUGCAAGCAGCGCCUACCAGCACUGGAUAUCGCCAACAACCGCUUUUUGACGUGCUCGGAGGAUGAAGACGGCCGGCUGGUGUUCCACCACGCACAGGACCUUAUCCUGGAGGUCAUCUACACCGACCCCGUGGAUCUGAGUCUGGGCACGGUAGCUGAGAUCAGCGGCCAACAGCUCAUGAGCCUCUCCACAGUCAACGCCAAGAAGGAUCCCAGCUGUAAGACCUGCAACAUCAGCGUGGGACGCUAACCUACGAAUCGGAACUCUUCUGCUGCCUUGAACAGCAGAGAAAAUAGCCUUCUCCUUUAGCCGUCCUCCUUACCCAUUAUCAAACUUAUCCAUAAUUCCUGCUGGUGUCUGUAAGGCUCCUCGGCAGCAUGUGUCUCACAGCUUUUGACAAAAUGCUCUUUUUCGUUUACUAGUUUAUGGAUCUCGACCCGGGGUUGGGUUAGAUAUGUCGUGCUCCUAUUUUGGUAUUGGGAUGUUGACUUAAUCACCCCUGUCAAUCAAACUGCUUCUUUAAUCCUACUGGCUGUUAGACCUUCCUGUUAGAACGCCGCAUUGUAACAGUUUACCAAAGUUUACACAAAUUUAACACCAGAUUCUCAUCAAGUCACUGAAGUCGGUGAAUCGAGACAACCGAUCUUAUAAGGCAUUAUGAAUGUGGUGAUAUCAAGUGAGAUAUCUCAAAAAAUAUGUGAUUGGACGUAUCUGUAGCAUGACUGCAAACAUUUUUGGAAACGUUGACAUUAUCAUAACUGUUCUUCGGCAGUGUUUCAUGUUCUCCAUUCUAACCCAUCCAGUAUACUGUGAUUUAACAUAUAAUAAAUGUGAUACGACAUGUAGAUAGAAAAAUAUUUAUACUUUAACGGUGAAUAGAAAAUGGACAGAACCAGAAGUGCACAAUACAGAGGAUCUUGUUGAUUGAAAAGAAAAGGUUCACGAUAAAGCAAAUAUAUAGAUAAUUAUAUAUAUAUAUAUAUA
Carassius carassius (crucian carp) is the source of this 2090-nucleotide messenger RNA. RefSeq names its product phytanoyl-CoA hydroxylase-interacting protein-like. The record is from RefSeq and is a predicted model, not a curated record. Gene Ontology annotation, cellular component: cytoplasm. Gene Ontology annotation, molecular function: protein binding. Bases 219 to 1355 code for a protein of 378 amino acids. The transcript is spliced from 5 exons. Lineage: Eukaryota; Metazoa; Chordata; Actinopteri; Cypriniformes; Cyprinidae.